AGUGCGCCUCCCCUGGAGCCGCGCACCGGGAAGCUCACCUACUUGGGGAUCCAGCCGCCCGUUUAGACGCCCCACCCCUCGGAGGGCGGUGCUGCUCAGGCCCGUCCUUUCCCGCUCUUGGGACCCAGCCCCUGCCCCGCCCCAUAUUUGUGCUGCGCCGGCUGGCCCGCUGACUCCGGCGCACAGAGGCUGGCGCUGUAAGGCGCCGCACCUGCGGAGGACCAACUGGGCUGAGCGUGCGGGCUGGCGAAAGCCGGCAGGGACGAGGCCGGGGCAAUGCUGGGCAAGGAUUACAUGCUGGCCAUCAUUCUGGUCAACUGCGAUGAUGACUUGUGGGGGGACCAGAAUCUGGAGGGGGAGCCAGGCCUGCCCCCUGGCUGGAGGAAGAUCCGAGAUGCUGCAGGUACUUACUACUGGCAUGUACCCAGUGGUAGCACCCAGUGGCAGCGCCCAACCUGGGAGCCAGGGGACGCAGAGGACCCAGGCACGAGGACGGAGGGGAUUUGGGGACUUCGGCCCCCCAAGGGGAGAUCCUUCUCCAGCCUGGAGAGCUCACUGGACCGGAGUCACUCUCUGUCCUGGUAUGGUGAGGAAUCCUACAUCCAGAGCAUGGAGCCAGGGGCUAAGUGUUUUGCAGUCCGCUCUCUGGGCUGGGUAGAGGUACCUGAAGAGGACUUGGUACCAGGGAAGAGCAGUAUCGCAGUCAAUAACUGCAUCCAGCAGCUGGCCCAGACCCGCAGCUGUAGCCAGCCCCCGGAUGGUGCCUGGGGUGAGGGCCAGAACAUGCUGAUGAUCCUGAAGAAGGACGCCAUGAGUCUGGUGAAUCCUCUGGACCACAGUCUGAUCCACUGUCAGCCUCUGGUGCACAUCCGCGUAUGGGGUGUGGGCAGCUCCAAGGGCCGGGACUUCGCUUUUGUGGCGGGCGACAAAGACAGCUGUAUGCUCAAGUGCCAUGUGUUUCGUUGUGAUGUCCCUGCCAAGGCUAUUGCCAGUGCCCUACAUGGGCUUUGUGCCCAGAUCUUGUCAGAGCAAGUAGGGGUCAGUGGUGAUUCCCCUUGCUGCUCUCUAGACCCCAUCUCUCCUGGAGACCUGCCACAGCAAGUGGAGCUGCUGGACGCGGUGAGCCAGGCUGCUCAGAAGUACGAGGCCCUGUACGUGGGGACCCUGCCAGUCACCAAAGCCAUGGGCAUGGAUGUGCUGAAUGAGGCCAUCGGUACCCUCACCUCCCGGGGGGACCGGGAUGCCUGGGUCCCCGCCAUGCUCAGUGUGUCUGACUCUCUCAUGACCGCACAUCCCAUUCAGGCAGAGGCUGGUGCACAGGAGGAGCCACUGUGGCAGUGCCCUGUGCGCCUUGUGACCUUUAUUGGUGUUGGCCGUGACCCACACACCUUUGGCCUCAUUGCUGACCUGGGCCAUCAGAGCUUCCAGUGUGCAGCCUUCUGGUGCCAGCCCCAUGCAGGGGGACUCUCCGAAGCUGUGCAGGCUGCUUGCAUGGUUCAGUACCAGAAGUGUCUUGUGGCCUCUGCAGCUCGAGGCAAGACCUGGGGUGCCCAGGCCCGUGCCCGCCUGCGGAUCAAGCGGACCAGCUCUGUGGACUCCCCAGGAGGUCCCCUGCCUCUUCCCCUGCUCAAAGGAGGGAUUGGGGGUGCUGGAGCAGCCCCUCGAAAGCGGGGUGUCUUCUCUUUUCUUGAUGCCUUCCGGCUGAAACCUUCUCUGCUCCAUAUGCCCUAAAUUUUCUGGGAGGACUGGGGUAGGAGGCUCUGGGUCCACAUUCAACUUUGUUUCCCUUCAUUUCCCAGGAGCCUGAAGCCUCUCACCCCUGGGAGCCUUCUCUGCCUGCUCCUCCAACUCUGACCCACCCUCUGUUUAUUGCCUAAUUUAUUAAUUGUUUAUAUGGAUGACUGAGAGGCCCUGCACCACAACCUGGGCAGGCCCCUGGCCCUCCUUUCCCUGGGUCCCUGUGUUCCUUGCCCCUGUCCAGCCCUGGACAGUUGGCUCUACCUCAGCAACACUUUAUAGCAAAAUCAGUACAAAUAAAAAUCCCUCAGUGAC
Messenger RNA from Manis pentadactyla (Chinese pangolin), 2052 nucleotides. RefSeq names its product amyloid beta precursor protein binding family B member 3 (gene APBB3). Lineage: Eukaryota; Metazoa; Chordata; Mammalia; Pholidota; Manidae. Gene Ontology annotation, biological process: regulation of DNA-templated transcription. Gene Ontology annotation, cellular component: cytoplasm; nucleus. Gene Ontology annotation, molecular function: amyloid-beta binding; transcription factor binding. The transcript has 12 exons. The record is from RefSeq and is a predicted model, not a curated record. The coding region runs from base 277 to 1731 and encodes 484 amino acids.